Messenger RNA from Rotaria sp. Silwood2, 741 nucleotides. NCBI's taxonomy places the organism in Eukaryota, Metazoa, Rotifera, Eurotatoria, Philodinida, Philodinidae. The record is from the annotation of a GenBank genome assembly.
AUGUCUAAUGAGAAUCGAUCAACAUUAAAUUUAGAUUCACUAUUUAGUGAAUCGAUAAAUAUUAAAUAUAAUUUUUCUAUUGUAGUCACGUUAUCUACAACAGAAUAUGACAAAAUUAAAUGGCAGCUUGAUCAUAUACCAGCAACAAUUACUGGCCCACCACGGCAACGCCUUCGUACUACAUUUAAAAAGAAAUUUCAUGAACAUGAAUUAGCUACAACAUAUCCACCUUUUCAACCGUCGAAUUACGAACAAUUUUUUAUAAAUUUUCGAACAACCGAUUCAACAUUACAUUAUCUUAUUGAACAAGUUAAAUCAUCAGCAAUAUUUACACUUGAUACAGAAUCAAUAAUUAUUCCUUAUAAACCGAACAAACCAGCAUUGAUUCAAAUUCAAAUUAUUUUAUCUUAUUCAUUUUCAUAUGUAAUUUUUAUUGAAGUUUGCCAUUUGCCACCUACAAAUCAACCAACGUUCCAACUAAUCCAAACAUGCUUUCAAACAUUAUUUGAUGUUGAUAACAAGAUUUUUAUUUGGGGAAAUAAAAAUGAACUCGAUGCUUUUCUUUCUUUUAAUCUAUUUACACGUGAUGAUAUUAAUUUAUUCAAGGAUAAAAAUCUUCAAGGUGAAUUUAAAAACUACUGGAAUAGAAAACAUCCACAUCAAUUAAUAUCUUCAUCAUCAACAAAUGAUUCAGAAUGUAUAUGUGAAUCAUGUUUAGAAUUACAGUCUAACAACACUUGA